CCUACACUCCAGAUCAGCAAGUUAUCAAGCCAAUUGGCACUUGUUGAUUGGCCAGUGUAUUAUGGCCUCAAAUGGCAUAUCUACUGGUAGUAUAUGUAUUGAGCAUGGGGCUCUACUGUAUUUAUAAACACAAAAUCAAACAACCAAAAAGAUAACGAACUUGUAGUCGAGAAGAGAAAGAUAAGGGAAAAAAGAAAAAAAAAUGGCCUCAGCAUCUCUCCUCAAGACAUCACCAGUCAUUAACAAAACUGACUUCAUAAAGGGUCAGCCUCUUCGCCAAGUCUCCGUUGUCCGGUGCCACCCUUCUCCUCCUUCCGGAAUCACUGUCCGUGCCAGUUCCUAUGCUGAUGAACUCGUCAAAACCGCGAAAACAAUUGCAUCUCCUGGUCGUGGAAUUUUGGCGAUGGAUGAGUCAAAUGCUACCUGCGGGAAGCGUUUAGAUUCAAUCGGACUAGACAACACUGAAGCUAAUCGCCAGGCAUACAGGACCCUUCUUGUUUCAGCUCCAGGACUUGGUAAAUACAUUUCAGGUGCCAUCCUUUUUGAGGAGACACUUUACCAGUCCACUGUUGAUGGAAAGAAAAUUGUUGAUGUACUUCUUGGGCAGAACAUUGUUCCUGGAAUUAAGGUUGACAAGGGUCUAGUUCCCUUGGCUGGUUCAAACAAUGAGUCUUGGUGCCAAGGUCUUGAUGGCCUUGCCUCGCGCUCUGCUGCUUACUACCAACAAGGCGCUCGUUUUGCUAAAUGGCGUACUGUGGUGAGCAUUCCCAAUGGUCCUUCUGCGCUUGCAGUGAAGGAAGCAGCCUGGGGUCUCGCUCGCUAUGCUGCAAUUUCUCAAGACAAUGGGUUGGUACCAAUUGUUGAGCCAGAGAUUUUGCUUGAUGGUGAACACAAUAUUGAUAGGACCUUCGAGGUUGCGCAGAAGGUGUGGGCUGAAGUUUUCUUCUACCUUGCCGAAAACAAUGUCAUGUUUGAAGGUAUCCUCUUGAAGCCUAGCAUGGUCACCCCCGGAGCAGAGUGCAAGGAGAGGGCCACCCCAGCUCAAGUUGCUGAUUAUACACUCAAGCUCCUCCACCGAAGAAUUCCCCCCGCUGUCCCUGGAAUCAUGUUUUUGUCUGGUGGACAAUCUGAAGUGGAGGCUACUCUUAACUUGAAUGCUAUGAACCAAUCUCUCAAUCCAUGGCAUGUAUCGUUCUCAUAUGCCAGAGCCCUUCAGAACACAUGCCUCAAGACAUGGGGUGGAAGACCAGAAAAUGUGCAGGCAGCUCAGGAAGCUUUGCUUACUAGAGCAAGUGCCAACUCUCUCGCACAGCUUGGCAAAUACACCGGUGAGGGUGAGUCUGAGGAGGCCAAGAAAGGAAUGUUUGUGAAAGGAUACACCUACUGAGUUAUUAGAACCAAAUUAAGCAUGUACAUGUUUCAUGAUGAAGCUUGAGAUGAGGCCGACAUGAACUGCAUAAAAGCUUAUAGCUCCUCAAGAAUACCGUCUUUGUUCAUAAACAUGUACCUUUAGCAAUUAUUGACAUUCAUGCCACUGAGUUCAGUUUUAUGUUAUUCUUCAAAUUCUUGUCCAAAUUAUAUGAUGCAGUCCUGUGCCAAAUGGAUUAAAACCAAUUUCUCUGGUGCAAA
Molecule: messenger RNA, 1629 nt
Organism: Capsicum annuum
Lineage: Eukaryota; Viridiplantae; Streptophyta; Magnoliopsida; Solanales; Solanaceae
Product: fructose-bisphosphate aldolase 1, chloroplastic
Exons: 6
Coding region: 203-1387 (394 amino acids)
Biological process (GO): glycolytic process; fructose 1,6-bisphosphate metabolic process
Cellular component (GO): cytosol
Molecular function (GO): fructose-bisphosphate aldolase activity
Source: RefSeq, a predicted model, not a curated record